CAGGCAGGCAAUGGACUUGAUUUGUGGGGUGCGACGCUCUACGACUUCUACCACGUUCGACGUCUCCCAAAUGUUCCAAACUAUAUCACAACCUCCACCGGAAGCAGACUUGCGAAAUGGAUGCGCCAGGCUGGCGAGCUCAUAGCAGAGGAUGAGCUCUAUUGGGCCGAUAAGGAGGAGGAUCCAAAAGAGAUACCAGUAGUCGACCUCGGGGAACUGAUACGGUGCUAUGACACGCGCGUCGCAUUGGGCAUAUUCGAUGACUUCAAUCCCGCCGAUUAUCCCUCUCCAUACCCCUUCAUCCCUUGCACUCACGAGACUCCGACACUCCAACAGCGAAUUCCUUUGCACCUUCUCCCUCAAAAGCUCCAUGUCCACGACCCUUGGAACAAAUUAUCCAUCGAUAAGGGCGAUUCCGAUAUCCUGACUCCGUGGAUUUCCAAAGUCGCCAAUGGAGGGGACAUCAUCCGAACCUAUUCCCUCUCCCUCGAACCCGAAGCCAAGGAGGCUGCGUCAAAGGCACAGAAAAAGAUAGCCGAAGACGAAGCAGCGAAGGGAGAGAGCGUGUUGCGCAUCUUCCCCGCUGAAAAAGAGGGACCAACGGAAGAGCCGCUGGUUGAAGUCGUACUCCCUCCACGACCCCCGAAGCGGACGCAAGUGGAAGAAGCUCAUCUCUACCUUCAACCUCGUUCAGUGGGCUCCGGUCAUCAUUCAGUUGUGCAUGGUGUGGAGUGGGAGCUUCCGCGUGACCUGUUUGCGGAGGCUUAUCUGUGCAGAACUUGUGUGGAGCAGGACGCCCGUCGACAGGUUCAGAAGUUGAAGGACGAGGGAAAAUGGGAAGCGCUCCUAAAAGGGGCGUUCGAGAAAGCUGGGGAAACGCUAGAGAUCGCCCCGGAUAGCGAAGAAGAGGAAGAAAUUUUCACCAUUGAACCUCCCAGAGUCAUCCGCAUAGCAUCUUACUCUGGGCCAGGUCUUCGUAUCCACACUACUGUGAAGUGGCGAGACCCCUUCCAUGAACGAUGCAGCCACAGUUCUUUCGGCACGCGACCCGUUCCGCGCACCACGAUGCUCCAUGUUGUUGCCAAACUCUCGCUCGAAGACGACCUCCACCUCGACCGAGAGGCGAAGAACUAUCAAUCAUUCCCUGACCACUUCUUCCAACACUGGAACGGAUAUAACGUCAUGCCCCCUCUGCACGAUCCUGUCCCCAUUGGGGCACUCUGCCCACAGUUCUACGGGUACUACACGCCUGAUGAUCCAACUGACGGCACGAGUCUUCCUGAUUAUCUGAGUCCGAUAUUACUUCUGGAGAACUGUGGCCGCGAAAUAGACCCAGAAGAGUUGAGCUUGGAUGACAAGCAAGAGUGCGCGUCGCUUGUCUUCCGCUUUCAUCAUGCGGGGUGGUUGCACGAGUCAUUUGCAGCGCGGAACAUCAUGUGGCAACAAGGCAAGCCAACGGAAUGGCCAAUCUCGCGCCCAGGCUCGAGCAAGAGCUUCCGCCUGAUAGACUUUGGCAGAUCGAUUAAAAUGGAUAGUUCGCUCAACAGGGCGAAUGAGGAAGAAGUGGCCUUGCGGUUGCUCCACUUGUUGCAUCAUCAAUCAUCGGGUCUUCAGACUGAAACAAAUUAG
This is a messenger RNA of Suillus paluster, 1629 nucleotides long. RefSeq lists its product as uncharacterized. The annotation marks the transcript as partial. NCBI's taxonomy places the organism in Eukaryota, Fungi, Basidiomycota, Agaricomycetes, Boletales, Suillaceae. The record is from RefSeq and is a predicted model, not a curated record. The transcript is spliced from 3 exons.